Penicillium olsonii is the source of this 2076-nucleotide messenger RNA. The record is from the annotation of a GenBank genome assembly. Lineage: Eukaryota; Fungi; Ascomycota; Eurotiomycetes; Eurotiales; Aspergillaceae.
AUGACGUACCUCGGCUUCUCCCAUUAUUUGAUUCUCGGCAUCCCGACCAACGCCCAGUGUGAGUCCAGCCUAUCUGCUAUGUCUACGCGCCGCUAUCGAUCGGCUGCGGCCUGUCAGAAUUGCAGGCAGCGCAAAGUCCGGUGCAGCGUGACGGUGACAGGUAUCCCGUGCAUAGGAUGUACACAAGAUGGCAGAGAUUGUCAUCUUCCGCCAGGCAAAGUCCAAACCAUCCGCGAGAGACAUGCUCGUCGAGCUAUAUCAGCAGCCACAAGCCCGGCCAAUACACAACUUGCUGGGAUGACCGCUCAGUCGCCAGGCCCGGAAGAUGCAUUUCCAGGCAUAAAUCCGGCGCACCAAAACAAUCAGCCUGGCAUGAAUGGUGCUAGUAUUCCUGGUACCAGAAGUGUGUCUCACCCUCCGGAGUAUCCUCAAAGCCGGGCCGAAGAGCGGACGGGUGUUGAGAUUGCUACCAAAGUUCUGGGAAGAAGCAACAAACCUGGCCAAGCGCCGUUCUACACCGGCGAUUCACCCGGAUUCGGUAGUGUUUUUGACAUAUGUUCAUCUCCUCGGCAGCCCAUCCAAAGGCAUAUCUUACUAACAUCCAAGACUGCAACCAUUCUAUCUCCCGAAGACAAAGAAUAUCUGCAAUACAAGGGAGUCUUUACCCUGCCACAAAACUCUACGUGCAAUGAGCUCUUGCGGGCAUAUUUUCACCAUGUGCAUCCUCUGACACCAGUGGUGGACGCUACCACACUACCGCAUCUCUAUCCAACUGGAGGCAAUCAACAGCAUAAUCUGCUGCUGAUAUGGAGCAUAUUCUUUGUUGCGGCAAAUUAUGUCUCGGCUGAAACAUGGAAAUUGGAAGGGUUUUCAUCUAGAAAAGAUAUGAAAGACUCCAUGUACUCUCGCGCAAAGUGUUUGCACUCUAUCGGGGGUGAAACAAAUCACACGGUGCUGCUGCAAUCAGCACUCCUGCUGGGAUUCUAUCAUUCCGAAGCUGAUACCCACACACAACCAUGGUACUGGCUUGGAGUGGCAAUAAGCCUAUGUCAAUCUAUAGGUCUGCAUAGAUGCUCCAGUGCAGUUUGUGCCACCUCGCCCAUUCCUCAACAACAGCAGCGUCUUUGGCGCCGUCUUUGGUGGACCUGUGUCUUCAGAGAUCGGUGGCUAAGUCUUACGAUGGGGCGACCACUGAGAAUCAAUAUGAAUGAUUGCAACACUAUGAUGCCAUCUGCAGAUGAUAUGUUGAGCGACUUUGCCGAGCUCCCCGAAUCGAUGUCAGAUGCAUAUAUCCCAAGAGACCUACCACAGCUGGCGCAGUAUUGGGUCACAAUGAUACAACUAACCCAACUCUUGGGGAAAACGCUGACUUUGUGUUAUCAACCCUUUGGACCUAAACCAUCCUUUCAGCAGGUUGAAAGGCUCGAGAGAGAGAUCUCGAUGUUUCAUCUCCCAGAGAACAAAGACACGGUCUCAAGUCCUGUGGUAACAUUCUACUUAUACCACCUUCAGCUUCAUUAUCAAGCGUUCCUCGUCACCUUUUACCGACCAUUUAUCACCAAAACUCCUGAGGGCCUACCUAUAUCUCAACAGAGCUCAUGGCAAACUCACAUUAGAAACUCCAUUGACACAGCUGCCUUGCAGACAAACGCUGUAUUGGACAGUCUAGUUCGCGAGAAGCUGCUUGACUUUUCUGGUCCUAUGACACCGCCAUUAUUAGUACCAGCAAUGCAUGUCCACCUUUUGAAUUGCAAAUCACCAGAUCCACUUUCUCGACGUCUAGGUCUAAACAAGCUGGAAUUAUGUAUGAUGGUUCUGGAGCAGAUGCAACACACCCACCCAUCAUCAUCACUCUUCCGCGGCAUCUUUCUCGAAGCAAUUCAUCAUAUAUUCCCAACCUAUGUGGCCCAGUCUACCAUGCCGGAGCUGGCUUCGUCGGAAGAUUCAUUGCAGGAAAAUGUCAUGACCGAUGGCAUGAUCGCCGGGUUUAAUAUCGGCGAAGAUGCCAUUGAUGCACUGAUGGACGAAGUGUCCAUAUUCAAUUUUUGGGAGUCGCUUAACAAUAUGCAGUCAUAG